CAGGAGCUCGUCAACGCCAUCAUCCGCCCGCCGCGCGCCGAGUACGACAUGGACGACCUGGGCCCGGCGUCCUUCGAGUGGCACGGCCACGCGUUCCAGCGCGUGGACCUCGAGCUCGUGAACCCGCGGGGCAUGCGCCUCGCGUGCAGCCACUGGUCGCCCGCGCACCGGACGGCCGCGUCGCCGCCGCGGCCGUGCCUCGUCUACCUCCACGGCAACUCGAGCGCGCGCGUCGAGGCCGUGAGCCACCUCGCGCUCUGCCUGAGCAUCGGCAUCGACCUCUUCGCGCUCGACUUCGCCGGGUCCGGGAAGAGCGACGGCGACUGGGUGUCGCUCGGCUACUGGGAGCGCGACGACCUGGCGACGGUCGUCGCGCACCUCCGCGCGUCGGGCAAGGUGUCGACGGUGGCGCUCUGGGGCCGGUCCAUGGGCAGCGCGUGCGCCCUCUGCCACGGCCACCGGGACCCGUCCAUCUCCGCCAUGGUCUGCGACGGCGCCUUCGCGGACCUCCCGCAGCUCGCGGAGGAGCUCGUGCAGAAGGCGCGGGACCACGGCCUGUCCGUGCCCGGCUUCGUCGUGUCCAUCGCCCUGCGCAUGGUGCGGUCGUCCGUGCUCAAGACGGCGGACUUCAAGCUCGAGGACGUGUCGCCCAUCAAGCACGUCGACUCCUGCUUCGUGCCCGCGCUCUUCGUCGCCGGCGAGCGCGACGACUUCAUCGACCCGGCGCACUCGCGCGCGCUCCACGGCAAGUACGCCGGCGACAAGAACCUGGUGCUCGUCGAGGGCGACCACAACUCGCCGCGGCCCCGCUUCCUCUACGACAGCGCGGCCAUCUUCCUGUCCAACUACAUGGGCGUGCCG
Aureococcus anophagefferens is the source of this 861-nucleotide messenger RNA. RefSeq lists its product as hypothetical. The record is from RefSeq and is a predicted model, not a curated record. The transcript has a single exon. The annotation marks the transcript as partial. NCBI's taxonomy places the organism in Eukaryota, Pelagophyceae, Pelagomonadales, Pelagomonadaceae.